AUGUUUCAAAAGCCCGUGACAACGCACAGACAUUCUACUAGUGAAUGUAAUAUGCAAGCACCAACACAUUCAGAAAGUUUAAUUAAAGACUGUUCAAUUAAUCUAUUAUUAGUACAUUCCUGCGGGCAUCCGGAUCGAUCGUUUGUACAUGGUCUCCUGAGUAUUACGUAGUUGAUUGUUUCUUUUCUAGACCCGGUCUACUGCUGGCUACCAGUCUUAUCUUUUCCAUUGUUAACUUUUUAUAAAAGCGAUGGAGCCAAGCAAUAAAUAUAUUAGUUUCAGGAACUAACGCGUACGCAUUUAUAUUCAUGCACUUUAGAUGACCUACUCCAUGUCACCUGGUCAACGCGCUUACACGUGAUGAUCCUUGAACACAUCCAUCGCCUAUAUAUGUCUACACUAAUAUCAAUUAUCUCACAACACCAUUCGUCCUGCAGCCAUUUCUCUCUCUAGCAGCCUUGGAGCUUCAGAUUGUUACUUGAUUGCGCAAAUACAAUCUAGCGCUAACUUCCAUCUCCCAUCAUACUUUCAAUUUCGACCAGUUAGCUAGCUUGCCGUUCCACAUUAUUUAAUCCAUGGAGACCAAAGCCCUUAUCCUGAUCACCGUGUCUAUGGCCAUGAUUCGGACGGCGUUCGGCACCAGCCACAUGGUGGGUGCCCCGGGCGGUUCAUGGGACCUGCAGACGAACUACUCCCAGUGGGCUUCGAGAAUCAGGUUCACCACCGGUGAUGAGCUCCAGUUCCUGUACCCCGCCACCGUGCACAACGUGGUGGAGGUGAGCAAGGCAGGGUACGACACUUGCAAUGGCUCCAGACCCAUUACAACGUUCCCAACCGGAGAUGUUGUCCCGCUCGCUGCCACCGGGACACGGUACUUCAUCUGCGGCGUUCCCGGACAUUGCAUCGCCGGUAUGAAGGUCCAGGUUGAUGUUAAGUCAAAAGUAGUACGCACAGUGCAACGGUGCCGAGGGACGGGGAAUCGGCGUCGGUGCCAGUCCAAGAUUGUAUCAAGCUCAGCCGCGGCGGGUUGCAUUGGACACUCUACGGUGGCCCGGUUUAGUGUGGCAGCUGUUGUGAUUGGCCUCAUGCUGUUUUUUUUAGAGUUAAUGAUGAUUGUGCUUCUUUGUUUCUUUCCUUUCCGAACGUGCAUGCACUUUAUGUAUUAUAAUUCAAUUUUUUCAUCAAAUGUUAUUUCAUUUAUUAUUAAUUGA
Molecule: messenger RNA, 1211 nt
Organism: Hordeum vulgare subsp. vulgare (domesticated barley)
Lineage: Eukaryota; Viridiplantae; Streptophyta; Magnoliopsida; Poales; Poaceae
Product: uclacyanin 1-like
Exons: 1
Coding region: 576-1211 (211 amino acids)
Cellular component (GO): plasma membrane
Molecular function (GO): electron transfer activity
Source: RefSeq, a predicted model, not a curated record